AUGGCAGUUGUGUCAGAAGCCCUCGCGCGGCUACAGGCUGAGACCAAAUGCCCUGUGUGCUUGGAUGACCUGACAGACCCUGUCACCAUCGAGUGUGGACACAACUUCUGCCGCCGCUGCAUCCGGCAGACGUGGGCAGACUUCACCGAGAAGUUCCCCUGCCCCGUGUGUCGCUUCGAGUGCGAGGAGUGCUACUACCGCAGCAACACGCAGCUGGGCCGCAUGGUACAGAUAGCCCGCAGGCUGCACAGCAGCUGUGGCAAGAGGCGGCGGUCGGAGAAGACCACCCUGUGCGAGAAGCAUGGCCAGGAGCUGAUGCUGUUCUGUGAAGAAGAGCUGGAGGUGCUGUGCCCCCAGUGUGUGUCCCCCGAGCACAGCAACCACCGCGUGAGCCCCCUGGUAGACGCUGCCCAGCGGCACCGGGCGAAGCUGCGCAACUACGCCAAGGGGCUGCGCAAGCAGGCAGAUGACACCCAGAAGCUCAUCAGCGCGCAGAGCAGGGCGCCCCUGGAGCUGCACGAGAAGGCGGAGGCCCGCAGGCAGAAGCUGGCCUCCGAGGUGCAGCUCCUAGGCCAGUUCCUGGAGCGCGAGCAGCAGGCAGCCUUCGAGCGGCUGGCGGAGGAGGAGCGGCACAUCCAGCAGCAGCUGGAAGACAACAUCAGGGCCUUCACUAACUACCGGGCCACGAUGCAGAGCCUGCUGGCCAGGGUGGAGGGCCACAGCUCGCUGUCAGAAGUGGAACUGCUGGCACAGAUCAAGCACUUCUACCCGCGCUCUGACUGCGAGAUCAGCCCGCCCAUCUUCUCCAUCAACCUGCCGCGUGAAGCCUGCAACUUCCCGCCGCAGUACUCUGAGCUGCAGAAGAUCAGGAGGGAGUUCCGUGUCGACAUCAUCCUGGACCCUGAGAUGUCCUACCCCAACCUGCUCAUCUCCCCCGACAGAAAGUGCGUGAAGUUUACAAAGAAGAGGCCAAGAAGCCCCCGUGUGUCCAAGAGGUCCAGCGCCGUGGUGCUGGGCUUCCCAGAUUUCUACUCUGGACGCCACUUCUGGCAGGUGGAGGUGGGUGAUGUGCCGCAGUGGGCCGUGGGGGUGUGCAGGGCUGCGCAGUCCUCCAAGGGUCGGCGGGCCGGGCAGGGCUGCUGGCGCCUGCAGCUGCUGCAGCAGGGAGGCUAUGAGGCCCCAGGAGCCAGGCCAGCCAAGCUGCAGCUGGAGGUGCGCGACCGCACCCUGGGCAUUUUCCUGGACUACGAGCUGGGCGAGGUGACCUUCUAUGACAUGCCUGAUGGCGCACACAUCUGCACCUUCAGCGACUCCUUCAGUGGGCCUCUGAGGCCCUACUUCUACCUCGGUCCAGAAUCCAAGUCGCUCAGGAUCCUCAGGGAGCGUUUCGGGGAGUAA
Molecule: messenger RNA, 1398 nt
Organism: Octodon degus (degu)
Lineage: Eukaryota; Metazoa; Chordata; Mammalia; Rodentia; Octodontidae
Product: putative tripartite motif-containing protein 75
Exons: 1
Coding region: 1-1398 (465 amino acids)
Molecular function (GO): protein binding; zinc ion binding
Source: RefSeq, a predicted model, not a curated record